Molecule: messenger RNA, 2616 nt
Organism: Oryzias latipes (Japanese medaka)
Lineage: Eukaryota; Metazoa; Chordata; Actinopteri; Beloniformes; Adrianichthyidae
Gene: manea
Product: mannosidase, endo-alpha
Cellular component (GO): Golgi membrane
Molecular function (GO): alpha-mannosidase activity
Source: RefSeq, a predicted model, not a curated record
UCUACGAUAUUUCCUAGCUCUUUUACCAAACCAGAAGUGCAGGUUGUUUUGACAUCCGGUGCAUCACAUGAAGCUAAAUUAAUGUGCGAGGAGUGCUCUGAACCUUUAAACAGGGUGUGUUAAACUUUCCAAGUCAUACUGAUAUAUAGUCGACCUAAAUGUUCGAGUAUAUGUGGAUUGAAGGGAAAUGCCAGUCUUGUCAGGACUGACUGCUGCUGACAAGUCUGAAGUUCGCUGCAGGUUUUAGCAAAAGAUUGAAGACCACACUUGACUGUCAUCGUGUGCAACGUCAGUCUCUUACUGCUGUGCCAACAAUGAACUAUGGAGAGCCACUGCCAGUGAGUGAAGAAUGGCGAGGUUAAGGCGCAAAUCUUUCAUCACGUUGAUCGCUUUAGUGCUGCUGCUACUCGUCGUCGUAUUGAUCCUAAAGACGCUCACACCUGAGGAUUCUCCUUCCAGCGACUCAGGAGGCAUUGAGCUGUUUAAAGAAAGAAAGAACCAUCCGGAGAUGCAAGAAGACAAAAACGACAAACAGGACCAGACCAAAAUCAUUCACCCGGCUCUGAUAGAAAAGGACCCAGAACUAGAAAGCAUUCUCCGAAAGCUCCCUCCUCCAAAUUACUAUCUCCACGCUUUCUACUAUAUAUGGUUCGGAAACCCAAAGUUUGAUGGGAAAUACAUCCACUGGGACCAUCUGCAGCUGCCGCACUGGGACUCCAAAGUGGCUCAAGGAUUUCCACAAGGAAGACACAGCCCACCUGAUGACAUUGGCUCCAACUUCUACCCCUCUUUAGGGGCUUACAGUUCCAAGGACCCCUCUGUUUUACAAGCUCAUAUGCAGCAGCUGCGUACAGCAGCUAUUGGUGUCAUUGCUGUUUCCUGGUAUCCUCCUGACUUGAAAGAUGACAACGGGGAGGCGUUGGAUGACAUUGUGCCAUUGUUGUUGGAGGUGGCUCAUAAAUAUCACAUUAAGGUCGCUUUUCACAUAGAGCCGUACAAAGGGAGAGAUGAGGUCAACAUGUACACAAACAUCAAAUACAUCAUUGACAAGUAUGGAGAGCAUCCGGCAUUUUUCAAGUAUCAAACAAACAACGGUAAACUUCUUCCACUUUUUUAUGUGUACGACUCGUAUCUGCUGAACUCCGAGCAGUGGGCUAAACUGCUGAAACACACCGAGAGCCGCAGCAUCAGGGACACCCCGUACGAUGCCAUCUUCAUAGCCCUGCUCGUGGAGGAGAAACACAAGAGGGACAUCCUCACUGCCGGCUUCGACGGCCUCUACACCUACUUUGCCACCAACGGAUUUUCUUACGGCUCCACUCAGAGGAACUGGGGCUCCAUUAAGUCAUUCUGCGAAGAUAACAACCUGAUUUUCAUCCCAAGUGUGGGACCGGGCUACAUUGACACAAGCAUUCGACCGUGGAACUUUCAGAACACUCGAAACCGCAUUAACGGCAAAUACUACGAGACGUCGCUGAGCGCCGCCUUAGAAGCCAGGCCGGAUUUCCUCUCCAUAACAUCCUUUAACGAAUGGCACGAGGGGACGCAGAUUGAAACGGCGGUCCCUAAAAAGGGCCAAGUGCUGUAUCUGGACUAUUUGCCCAACAGACCCACUAUCUACCUGGAGAUAACCCGAAAGUGGGCAGCAAUAUUUGGCAGCGAGCGCAGAAAAUGGCAGGAGUGAGCACAGCAGUCCUUCAGUCGUUUUUUUUUUUUUUCUCCUGCAGAUUCUGCAAUAAUGAAUCAGUUUAUGAGAAAAGCCAAUGGUGCAGAUAAUAUAACCUCACUUUGGUUGUAGUUUUUCUGUUUCAGUACUUGGAUGAAUUCUUGUUUACAUAUAUCUCACCAAAUUUAAUCUUUCCCACAUAACUGGCAUGUUUUGUGUUGCAAAAAACUGCAAAAAUCUGUUGCUGAUGCAGAUCUGUGGACAUGAAGAUAAAGCAUCUCGAGGCGUCUGCAGAAUGUCCGGAAAUAAGAAUAUGUUCACUUCUAGUUAGGAAUCCAAAAAUGUGUGUUUUCUGCACAAUCGUCCGUCUUUCUCUCAGUCCGUGUGUCGUCACGGAGAGUGUGCACGACCACAUAUCUGGCUUCAUGAUGGACUUUAUUCCUGAUGUGUGAGAACCGGAAAAUUUGACUCUAAAAUAAAUUAUCUUUAAGCAUAAGAGUCACUAUUUGAUCAAAUUUGAAGUAAAUAAAAUGUCUUGGCAUUUCAUAUUUUAUGUUCAAGUGUGCAAGCUAAGUAGCAGAGGAUGUUGAGCACAAAAGACAUGGAAGAAACCUUCUGAGAGGCCAAUUUGAGAAGGAGAGGAUGCGCUCAGCAGCACCCAAUCUCUUGGUUUAUAUUGCAAGUCAUCUAUGCAUCUGUCAGCCAUAAAGAGUUUUAAGAAAGUGAGACUAAGUGGUCCAAAUGUAGAUCCUGAUUACAAAUAGAAGGUUGAUACCUGCUGGAAGCUGCAGAAAAGCAGAUAAAGUAUUCUGGAAAUACUGGCAUUUAUGCAGUUUUACACAAAGGAGACCACAAAGGAUGUAACUGUUCAUUUAAUGAAGGACCAGAAUGUGCUUAUUUCAUGGAAGAAGACAGAAAAAAUAAAUAAAACCAGCUCCAAAUGUUAAAAA